Molecule: messenger RNA, 750 nt
Organism: Plasmopara halstedii
Lineage: Eukaryota; Oomycota; Peronosporomycetes; Peronosporales; Peronosporaceae
Exons: 5
Coding region: 1-750 (249 amino acids)
Source: RefSeq, a predicted model, not a curated record
AUGGAUAUUUACCCCAAUGCUAGUAAUGUGAAUCCAUUCACCGAUCGAUUUGUUGAAUUGGUGCGUUGGCGCCGCGAUGUAAAUCUAGCUCAAGAUGCACAUCUUCCCUGCGAUUCCGGGUCGAAGCUGUACGCUGAAUACGCCAGUAACUUAUUUUCGAUUACUACUAGCGGAUUGUACCGCUUGACGUCGGAUAAAGAAAUUCAAUUUCGCUCGACAAUCAAUGGAGUAUUUAGUCAAGAUCUGAUUAUCGCGAAGCCAAGUGUGCUUGAGCUUCAAGGUUCCGGUAGUGGCAUUAUGGUCGUGGUCGUAUCACCUACAGAAGCUUCACAGGGCUCCACAUCAGCAUCAAUAGAUGUUGCAGCUUCGGAUCUUGAGCCAAAAGCAAUUUCUAAGGAAAGCUUAAUUUCUCCGGUGAUCGAGUCAUCUGAUGCGAUAUCAAAAGAAGCUACAGCUCGAACGUUUUCAAGCGAUAUUGAUAUAACAUCAUUCAGCCGUGAAAGCUCUCAGUCGUGGGAGAGCCUCUCCACGAACUUGUAUUAUGAUCUGCUCCGGCGAAUUCAUCGGGCUUUUUACAUUUGGAAACAAAUCAGCAAUAACAACAGUAAGUUGGCAUCAACUCAUCUGCAACAAAUGAGUAUUUCUCGAUCACUGAUCCAAGUCUAUAAUGGCAAUCCCAGUAAACGUGUCAUGGAUCGGGAAUAUCAAUCAACGAUAUCAGAAUCGGGGUCAAUAUCUCGACGUCGAUAA